Arachis duranensis is the source of this 2300-nucleotide messenger RNA. RefSeq lists its product as uncharacterized. NCBI's taxonomy places the organism in Eukaryota, Viridiplantae, Streptophyta, Magnoliopsida, Fabales, Fabaceae. The coding region runs from base 368 to 2017 and encodes 549 amino acids. The record is from RefSeq and is a predicted model, not a curated record. The transcript has 16 exons.
UCUGAAAUUCAGUUAACUUGUUAUUAACGGUGAAAAGUAUGUGAAAAAAUUUAGAAAAUUUGAGAGAGGAGUAUGAUUGCACUGUAAUCUGUUUGUUGUGUGGGGUGCGGAUCUCGAUCAGCGAGCCGUAAAGCGGCAGAAAAUAGAAAAAGACGAAAGCAGCAUUUUCGUUUUCCUUUUGUCGUAAGAACACGACCUCUCCCAUCUCCAACCUAAUCGUUUCACUUUCCAUCACAAUCAUUCAAUUCCUCCCCUCUCUUCAUCACCUCCACACCCCCACGAUCCCACCUUCAAUUAUUUCCCGUCAAUUUCAGCUGAACUCUAACUGGUUGUGGAGCUUGGAAGGAGUUCCUGAACUGAAAUUGAAAUGUAUAUUCCUGUGCCGGUGGCUGCUUCAGCCACGCCCCGAGGUGGAUUGCCUACUGACAGUGGUGACUCUGUGGUGACCUUGGAUCAAGUUCCGCGAUGGAAUGAUGCUGAUCAGUCCUUGGGGUAUGACAAUGGAGAAUAUUCUGCUACAUACUUUCCUGAUCCUCUGGCAUCGCCUUCUGGUGUAGAUGGUAGUAGCAUCGGUUCUGUUUCAAGAUUUCCUGUUGAUCAUGAAAUUAACUCAAAGAUAUAUUUGUGGAGGGGAAAUCCAUGGAAUCUUGAGGUGGAUGCUGUUGUUAAUUCAACAAAUGAGAAUAUGGAUGAAACACACAGCAGCCCUGGAUUGCAUGCUGCAGCUGGGCCUGGCCUUGCAGAAGAAUGUGCGACUCUGGGUGGAUGCCGAACGGGGAUGGCUAAAGUUACCAAUGCAUAUGACCUUCCCGCCAGGAGAAUUAUCCACACUGUUGGUCCAAAGUAUGCUGUGAAGUACCAUACUGCUGCUGAGAAUGCUUUAAGUCAUUGUUAUCGUUCUUGCCUGGAGCUUCUAGUUGAUAAUGGACUCCACAGUAUUGCUAUGGGUUGUAUUUAUACAGAGGCAAAAAACUAUCCCAGAGAACCAGCUGCGCAUGUAGCUAUAAGUAAGUUCUUUUUUCCCCUUGCAUGCGAGAGUUGCACAACCGAUACAGAGAUAUAUAAACGGUUGCUUCCACUUUACUUUCCACGAGAUAAAAAUGAGGAGCAGUUUGCAUUUUCAAAACUUCCUGCAGAUGUUGGAGAUGAAAAUGGUGAGACCAUCAUAGAUGAGCGUAAAAUCAGAAUUAAACCUUUGCCUAAAAAGAAUGCUUCAAAACCAACUGAAGAUCCAGUUGAUCUUCCUGUCAGUGAUGCUGGCUUGGUUCGGAGGAAUUCAUCAUAUUUAGAUUCAUUUCUGGAUCCUGCGUUCAUGUCCUUGAUUAAAGACCCUGACCAAAGGCGUUUGGAGCAGUGGGAGAAAACUGCUGAAGCACAAAGAGGCUGGAAUUGUACCAAAUUGCUUGGAUAUGGUGACCUUGGUGGACCUCCACUGUCUGCUGCUGAAGAAUAUUCUCUCCACUCUAGAUACCUUUCUAAAGCAAAUUCUUUAAAUCUUUCUGAAAUUGCAGAGAUGAAAAUUGUUUAUCGUGGAGGGGUAGACAGUGAGGGUAGACCCGUCAUGGUGGUUGUGGGAGCUCACUUUUUGCUCAGAUGUCUUGAUCUUGAACGAUUUGUGCUUCAUGUGGUGAAGGAGUUUGAGCCCAUAAUACAGAAACCUUAUACUAUUGUCUACUUCCACUCUGCUGCUUCUUUGCAGAUGCAGCCUGAUCUAGGUUGGAUGAGAAGAUUGCAACAAAUACUUGGUAGGAAGCACCAGCGCAACCUGCAUGCAAUAUAUGUCCUUCAUCCAACUUUUGGGCUUAAGGCGGCAGUAUUUGCGCUACAGAUGUUUGUGGAUAAUGUGGUUUGGAAGAAAGUAGUAUAUGUUGAUCGACUUCUGCAGCUCUUCAGAUAUGUACCUCGCGAACAGUUGACCAUACCAGAUUUUGUGUUCCAGCAUGACUUAGAAGUUAAUGGAGGGAAAGGUGUUAUUGUGGAUCCAAGAACAAAAUAUGUUUACCAAAGACCAACAUGAAAUCAAUUAGAUCGUUGGCUGCAGUUUCUUUAUUAAUUGCUUUACCCCUUAGUCUCUCACUGGUAACGGGAAAGUAGGAGGGGAUAUGUAUGUGUUUGAAAUGUGAAUGGAAGCAUUUUUUGUUUCUUUGAAAUUUUUGAAGCCUUGAUAAAUUUCUGUAUUUAUGUAUGUAUAUGUAAUUGAUCUUCGAAGGUAGAUUAUUGUUGCUUUGUUCUUCUAAGUGUCUUGUACAUUCAAUGGAAGAACAGAUUAAUAAAGUUAGAUUAUUCUUGGUUAAUAAAAA